UUGUUCUGGUAAUCAUGGCGUGCGUCGCAGCGUUUAUUACUCUCUUGUUGUUGUCUCGCCUGGCGAGCAGUGAAAGGGCCAUGUGUCAAGACGUGCAGGCAGAAUGCAAUAGAGACGAGGCGUGUAAGCCAUUCCAGGAUGCUUAUCUGCGAGACUGCGGGCAGGAGUAUACGGAUCAUAGUGUAGGAUGCAGGGAAACCUGCAGGGUGAGCUACUAUAAACUACUGAGCAACGUGAUCGGCCGGAGAUAUUACCGAUGCGACUGUGGAAAGGGAAAUUUUGGGCAAACUUGUACAUCGUUUACCAACAAUCUCUUGGGCAACUGUUUUGGAGGUGUUUUUCCGACGCCUCCGCCUGUUGCAAAUGGUUCGGUGACGGUUUCGUCUAGUUCUUGUAAGUUUAUUAGAUGGUUGUGUCUGCUCGAUCAGACUUGCCCUGCGCUGAAUGUGUCGCUCGAAGGUGCGUGCUCGCAUGCUUUCUCCGGCUUGAACUGCUCGCAGACCUGCAAACAGACGUACUCCGCAUUGCUGCAGCAUUCUAUUGGUAGAAGGAUGUAUGGUUGUUCUUGUGAUGGUGAUGCAAAGUGCAAUGCGAGUGAGACGAACUUGUUUCGCGUGUGCAAUGGAAGCAUGUUGCUACCGACAGAUGCCACGCCUUCCAUUGGGACUUGUGAGGCUUUCUAUGAGAAAUGUUUUGUUAACGACUCUGGAACGUGUGGAAGUGCGUUCACGUUGGUGAACGGGUCGUGCAGUGCGUCGAUCAGGCAGCAGGCCAAUCAAACUGUUUGCCCUGCAACGUGUGCAACUGGACUGAAGAGUUUGGUGGAGAAUGUUGCAUAUGCUAGUGAUAUACUGAGCUGCAGAUGCAUGGAUUCUCGCUCUUCCAUGUGCAAUACAAUUUCAAUAUACCAGAAGCUAUUCACUUUUUGUCAAGUUACUACACCUGGCUCAUACCCACCCACCUCAUGUGAAGGACUCCAACAACUGUGUGUGCAGUACCUUGGUGCACAGUGUGGGAGUUCACUAUUACGAGUGUUUGGACAAAACUGCAGUAGAUUCUUUGAUGCUCAAGGUGCUACUGACUUGUCCACGUCUUGUACUACCGACUGUCGGUCGAGCCUACAUGAAUUGGCUACAAGUCCCUCUGAUCAAACUGUCUUGACGUGUUCCUGUGCAGACAGAGACUCGUUUGCUUGCCAGAAUGUGAUGAGAUAUCGGCCAGUCUUUGAACACUGUGAUGUGACAGCACCCCCUCCUGCUGCCCAUACACCCACCAUUGCUACUACUACAGGAGAUAUUGGAGGAGGGACGGGUGUGGUGGUAAAUGUGCCACUCGUUCUUUUGUCACUUGCUGUUGGAUCUGUUUUGCUGAUGCUGUUCUAGACCUUGUAGAGAAGUAAUAGUCGCUGUUAGUGACCUGGUUUCAUGCUGUUAAUGAUGGAUAGUGCAUGUUCUAUUAGUGACAUGAUUGCAUACAGUUGGAGUUGUUCUACUUGGUUAGAUGAAGACUGAUGUAGGUCACAAAAACCUUUUA
Corticium candelabrum is the source of this 1533-nucleotide messenger RNA. RefSeq lists its product as uncharacterized. The record is from RefSeq and is a predicted model, not a curated record. Gene Ontology annotation, biological process: regulation of cell cycle. The coding region runs from base 15 to 1382 and encodes 455 amino acids. NCBI's taxonomy places the organism in Eukaryota, Metazoa, Porifera, Homoscleromorpha, Homosclerophorida, Plakinidae. The transcript has a single exon.